AUUGUCAAAGCCAACAACCGGGACCUCUCCUACAUCAUCCUUGUAUCCCUCCAGCUUUGCUUCCUGUCUCCUUUACUCUUCAUUGGUCAACCAAGGAAAGUCACCUGCCUUCUCCGACAAACAGUGUUCAGCAUUGUCUUCUCAGUAGCCGUGUCUUCUGUGUUGGCCAAAACGAUCACAGUGGUGCUGGCUUUCCUUGCCACGAAACCAGGAAAUCGAGUAAAGAGAUGGUUGGGGAAGAGCUUGGCCAACUCCAUCAUCCUUUCUUGUUCCUCUAUCCAAAUUAUCAUCUGCUCCAUCUGGCUGGGAGUUUCUCCCCCAUUCCCUGACUCUGACCUCCACUCCCAGCCAGGAGUGAUCAUCCUUCAAUGCAACGAAGGUUCUGUCACCAUGUUUUAUAUUGUCCUGGGCUACAUGGGUUUCCUAGCUCCCAUCUGCUUCACAGUAGCUUUCCUGGCCAGAAACCUUCCUGGGGCCUUCAAUGAAGCCAAGCUGAUCACCUUCAGCAUGUUGGUCUUUUGCAGUGUCUGGAUCUCCUUCAUGCCCACCUAUCUGAGCACCAAAGGAAAGUCCAUGGUGAUUGUGCAGAUCUUCUCCAUCUUGACUUCCAGUGUUGGACUGCUGGGCUGCAUCUUCUUUCCCAAGUGCUACAUCAUCCUCCUGAGACCUCAUCUAAACACUAAGGAACAUCUAAUAGUAAAAGUAGGGAACUGA
This is a messenger RNA of Thamnophis sirtalis, 714 nucleotides long. Lineage: Eukaryota; Metazoa; Chordata; Lepidosauria; Squamata; Natricidae. The record is from RefSeq and is a predicted model, not a curated record.